Amoebophrya sp. A120 is the source of this 227-nucleotide messenger RNA. Lineage: Eukaryota; Dinophyceae; Syndiniales; Amoebophryaceae. The record is from the annotation of a GenBank genome assembly.
UGGACGACGACGAGGAGGUGGAGCAAAAUUAUGAAUACCAGGAAGGUUCUCGUAGUAGAAGUAGUUCUAGUUCCAGUUUCUCUUCCUUCGCACAUCAAGAGGGACCACCUCCCUCGAUGUCCUCCCAGUCGUCCUCGUCAUCUCUGCGGCCCUACACUGCGGAUUUUGUGCAACUGGCGUACCGAAACGAGGAGUCCGAUUGUUGGAUUAUUCGGAAUGACGAGAAG